Messenger RNA from Carcharodon carcharias (great white shark), 9507 nucleotides. It is a transcript of the gene enah, whose product is annotated as ENAH actin regulator. The record is from RefSeq and is a predicted model, not a curated record. Gene Ontology annotation, molecular function: profilin binding; SH3 domain binding. Lineage: Eukaryota; Metazoa; Chordata; Chondrichthyes; Lamniformes; Lamnidae. Gene Ontology annotation, biological process: actin polymerization-dependent cell motility; actin polymerization or depolymerization; axon guidance. The transcript has 14 exons. The coding region runs from base 405 to 2753 and encodes 782 amino acids.
UGGUUAUUUGCAAACAUAAAAUAUAAUUUUACCCUUGAUUAAAAAAAAAACACCCUCUCUCCUCAGAAAUGGUUUAAAAGAACCCCCUCCCUCUCCCCCCGGGUCAGUGGCUUUGUAACUCUGUAAUUUUCUGAGGUAACGAGGGUCAGUCUCUUUGAUUUCUUGUCGCAGAGCCGGCUUUUUGCGGCGAGUGAGGAGAUCCAGCGGAUCUAUUUAUUUCUCUGUCUCUUCGCCAUAUAUUAGCCGCUAUUUUUUUUUCUCUUACCCCCCCCCCAAAAAAAAAUUAUUUUGUCGGUUCAAGUCUCUGCUCCUUUGCGAAAGUGAGUGAGGAGGAAAGAAAAAAGGAGGAAUUUUCUCUCACCGGCAUCAAAGGAAUAAAAACCCUCGGAGAAACCUCCCCGACAAUGAGUGAACAAAGCAUAUGCCAGGCGCGGGCUGCUGUUAUGGUGUACGAUGAUGGCAAUAAGAAGUGGGUACCAGCUGGUGGAGCAACCGGAUUCAGUAGAGUACAUAUUUACCACCACACGGGCAACAACACGUUCCGAGUGGUGGGGAGAAAAAUUCAGGACCAUCAGGUGGUGAUAAACUGUGCCAUUCCGAAGGGGCUGAAAUACAACCAGGCCACACAGACCUUUCAUCAGUGGCGAGAUGCCAGGCAGGUGUAUGGUCUGAACUUUGGCAGCAAAGAAGAUGCCAAUGUGUUUGCAAGUGCCAUGAUGCAUGCCUUGGAAGUGCUAAAUUCCCAAGACUCAGGUCCAACAUUAUCACGACAAAAUUCACAACUGUUUCCACAAGUGCAGAAUGGACCAUGCCAGGAGGAACUGGAAAUUCAGAGGCGGCAACUGCAAGAGCAGCAACGCCAGAAGGAAUUGGAAAGAGAACGCCUGGAGCGUGAGAGGAUGGAACGUGAGAGAUUGGAAAGAGAGAGGCUUGAACAAGAACAGGUGGAACGUGAAAAGCAGGAGAGAGAAAAACAUGAGCGUAUGGAGCAAGAAAGACAAGAACGUGAAAGGCAAGAACGAGAGGAACUGGAACGACAAGAAAGGGAACGACAAGAACAGCUCGAGAGAGAGCAGCUGGAGUGGGAGUUGGAACGAAGGAUGUCAUCUGCUGCCUCAUCUUUCGAAUACAACACACCACCUCCUGAAUACAGUAGCUGUCAGCCCCCAUCAAUCCCUCCCCCACCUUACACAAAAGCUGUGUCUGCUGCCCCUGUCUCAUCAUUCACUCCUUCCUCAUCUGAUUCUGUCUCGGAGUAUGCAUCAUUAGCUUCAUCUAAUUCCACUCCUCCAACCCCACCUUUACGUCACUCAGCAUCUCGCUUUGCUACUUCACUUGGUUCUGCCUUCCAUCCUGUCUUACCCCAUUAUGCAACUGUCCCCCGCCCUGUCCACAGAACCCCUGGACCGCCAUCUCCCAUCAGUGCUCCUCCAUCUCUUCCCUCAGUCCCCAAACCAGUGGUCUGGUCUGCCACUAAUUUUUCUCCUCUUCCACCUUCCCCACCUGUGGUUAUAAGCAGUCCACCUGCCAAAGCCACAGGUCCUCGAGCAGUUCUUCCUGUCCCAACUCCCAUCCAAAUUCAGAGACCGCCAUCACCUACUGGCUUUAAUGGUCCACCAGAUAUUUUACCCCAACAAGCCCCAAAUCCUGUCCAAGCUGCACCCCCACCACCUCCGCCUCCUCCGCCUCCUCGUCCUCCAUCUCAUUUGCCACUCUCAGUGACAUCCUCUCACACCACUCCUGCAUUAUCAAACACCAUUGUCCCUGUGUCUCAGCCUCCUGUGCCACCUCCUCCCUCUGCAGUCACUCCUACCUCCCCCAAGCUGCCUGCCUCUGAGAACUCUCACUCUCGGCUGGGAGACUCCUCGGCUCCUGAGCCAAUCACCCAGGCACCCCCUCAGCUGGCUGAACCUACAAUUCUACAGGGUAUUGGCCCAGCAAACGACGGUAUCCAAGGACCACCGCUCCCUCCACCUGCACCCCCUCUUCCUCCUGGACCAUCACAGCAACCAGCAUCAGGUCCACCGUUGCCACCAGGUCCACCACCUGCACCUCCACUGCCAGUGUCAGGACCCCCUCCUCCACCUGGACCACCACCUCUCCUUCCAGGGCAAGCCUUACCUCCUGUUCCACCUCCCCCUCCUGCCCCACCUCUUCCCUCCUCAGGUUUUUCAUCAUCCAUGACUGAAGAUGAUCGUCCGCUGACUGGAUUGGCAGCUGCAUUGGCUGGAGCUAAACUCAGAAAAGUGGGACGUACUGAUGAAGCUUCAAGUUCUGCAAUGGGCAGCAUUAGUUCAGUCCCCACUUCUUCUAAAUCUGAGUCUUCACGGGGUAAUGGAGCCCCAAUUUCUAUAGGAGGUACUGGUCUGAUGGAAGAAAUGAGUGCCCUGCUGGCCAGGAGGAGAAGGAUUGCUGAAAAGGGUUCAGUUCCUGAGCCAGACCCAAAAGAGGAGAAAAAUGAAGAAUCUGAAUCUUCUAGUAUGAAGGGCCCAACUGCAUCAAACACAUCAGAGACGACUAGAAAGCCUUGGGAAAGAUCAAGCACUGUAAAUGGCAACAAAUCCCCAGUAAUAUCCAGAAGCAAAUCUACAUCAAGUGGUCCACCCAAUGCCAAUGGUGUGCAGACAGAAAUCCUGGAUUAUGACAGAUUGAAACAGGAUAUCUUGGAAGAAAUGAGGAAAGAACUUCAGAAACUAAAAGAGGAGCUCAUCAAUGCAAUCAGACAGGAACUGAGCAAAUCCAACAAUGCGUAGAUAACGUGGUGAAUGGAAUUGACCCUUUUAUUAACAAGUGAUGACUAAUGACAGUGAGAGGGAGAUGAGAAAAUGACAAGACACCCAGCAAAGAACGGGAGGACUGAAGGGAGGAAGGAGCACUCUCCCAUGUGCUGCAUUUGGAGAUUUUGCAGGCAGCCUCAUCACACCGUCGUGCUUUUCUUUUUUUUUUCCCCCUCACUGCUUGCCGCUUUUUCUGACUCUGUUCUUGGAGGAAGAGAGUCCUCUUACUGUAAUAUUAUGCAAAGAUUCUUACAAGUCUGUCGAAAUCGAAUCACAGUGUGCUGAAAAGUCACGUAAAUUGAAAGAAAAAAUUUGCACAACAAUUGUGUUUCUUUUGGUUUUUCCUCUAGGAGGUGGGUUAUAAUUUGAGCACAAAUCUUGGAGACAGCUAACUAUAGAGCGGUUGUGCUGCACUUCCCAGUAGUGUGGCCCUGACUCAAUGUAAUGACGCAGUUUAUACACAUAGGAAGAUGCAUUGGUUAUAAGAGCCUGGCAGAAUGGUGUGUGCUCUAUAGUAAGGGUAUCCUGGAAUUAUCUGUUAUUUUUCUAAUAUUCAAAGCAAUGGCAGUUCACAGGGUUUAAGGAUACAGAGAUGCCUUCCUUAGUUUAUUAUUGUGAUAAUGCUUUACCAAAUCAAAGAUUUGUCUGUCAAUCCAAUCAAUAAUGUAAGUUAAUCAGUGCAGUGUCUGUAAUUGUUUUUCCCCUGAUUUUGCGCAUGUUGAGAUGUAAUUCUUUAUAUCAAAAUCAGCUGUAAACUGAUAUUUUAUUCCAUUUUACCUGAGCAAUAGUCAGUCAUGUUAAUUUGCCAUCCAGUUGCCUUUUUAAAUGUAGGAAGCGGGGCAAGGUUGGGGCUGAGUAGUCACAUCUGUAUAUUCUUUUAAACAUGGUACAGCUCUACACACAUUUAGAUUUUCCUUUCAGUUUUCAUUAAGUAUUUGUAAUUAGUGGAAAAGAAACACUUUCUGAAUGUCUUUUGUUCAUUUACUUAUGUUUGACCAAAUGGAUGUGACCCAAAGCAGAGGUGCAAGGGUGUCAUUAAUCCCUUCAUUUCUAUCCUUUGGGUGGUGUCCUGAACCUUGACCCCCUUAGUAGCUGCAAGUUCAAACAGCAUCAUUCUCACAUUGUCAGUUGCAGCUAAGAUGGGGUAUUUCGUCAGCAGUUUAGAAAACAUGUGAAGCACGUAAGUUUGAUAGCAGACACCCAAGAUCCCAAAUGCACCAUCGUUUAAGUUGCUCAGCUGCCUUUGACUUGCCAUUUAGUUUUUCUGGAGCCAAAAUCCUGGACUGGGGGAAGUUAAAAGUUCACUUGACUUUCUACAGGCAUGGGUUGGGGUGACUGGGGUGACAGGGAGGGUAUUACAAAUCAACUGGCCUCUGCCCUAGUAAAGCCAGAGUAGGGAUGAAUCACAAGUCUUCCGCCAAAUCCCCCAACCCCCAUGCAGUUGUUUCUGGGCUACCAGAAGAGUUCUGUUCCACACAUCAUUGUAGACCCGGUGGAAGUCAUGCUUGUUGAUGGUGAUCAUUGGUUUCUUACUCAGCCUUGCAAAGACCGCAAACAAUUGAAAAACAAGUUGAUCCCAAAAGGGGUUGAUUAUUUCAAUAGCUUGGCUUUUUAGUCUGAUAUGGACCUCCAGCUUUCCCGGUUGGAGUGGCAGGGUGCCACUCUGAUAAGCUGACACUUCUUUGAGGUGGGAGCCUCUACAGGCACAAGCCACGAGCAUCAACUAUUUAAAUUGUAUUAGUCUGUGCUAUUUGGGAUGGCACCAACCCCAGAGCAUAGUGGCAGCUGGCAGUGGAGCAGUGAUCUGAAAUUUAAGGUCCUUUACAUUUAGUAACUUUUUGAAACUGGUCAUUUUUCCACUGUAGAUAGCCAUGAGCACUUGGGCUGGCUCCCAGCAUCACCUGUCUCUAGUAAUCUCCCAUCAUUUAUAUGCCAUGUGGCCAUGUUUCCACAACUGGAUUCUAAUUGUUAAAUGAUGGGCUUACUGUUUCACAAGCAGAAUUGCUUCAGGCAUGUGCAUAGACAUCCAAAUGAAAUUCAUUUUCCUUAUCCAGUGUGGAAAUCAUGAACAGGGUGCUUCAAUAUUAUUUUAUGUCCUCCAAUGAAACUGCUGCUUUUUGGCCUAUCCCAAACUGAAAUCCAGUGUCAGCUACAAUUUUGAGCCAGAAGCUUUCUGGUUAAAACUGUCAAUGUGCUUUACAAUUUUUAGUCCAAAAAGGUGAUUGUCAAUUUCUAAAACAAAAUUGCAUAAACAUCAAUAGAAAAGCUUAUCAAGUGUUUGGUUCAUAUCUUGUCCUCAAGGUCCACUUAAUGACCCUGUUGAUCAUUGAUGUAUAGAUAAUCACCAGUGUAGCUCCCAGUCCUAGUCAGCUGUUGAAUUGUGGGAGUGCGGGUUAUAUCUGUUGUCUAGGUAAUGCUGAACUCAUGGGAUCCGAUGAAAGUUCUACAAAAUUAAACUUGGAUAAAUAAUAAUUAAAUAUCUACCAUGGAGAAGAUGAUUUGAUUGCUCUGUUACUGUUUGUAGGGUGAUCAUUAACCACUUAUUUACAAAGUGAUCAUGGAGGUUUUUUUAACUGUGAUCUUCAGAUGGAUAAAAGCUACCGUCAGAACAAAACCAAGCACCCUUUUUUUAAAUUAAACAUCAUUUAGUUUUUUUAUAGGGUGAGAUUUUUUUCCUUUGAGAUGUUCAUUGUGUCUUCCCGUGUUUCAUCCCCAAAUACUCACAGAUUACAAGGAAAUUCAGAAGAAUGUCAUGGUGGUGUUGGGGGGAUCAUCUUCCUUGAAUAAUUUCCUCUGUGCCCUAACUACAAAAGAGGUGCUUGACAUCUGCAUGUUGUCUACCCACAACUGGGACCAGUAACUCCAUGUAGAGGAGGACCUUGACCAUAAUCAUAUGCCCUACCACUGUGAGAACUGGCACAGAGGAGUUUCCAUGCGCAACAUCAGCUAAUGUUUAGAGUGUGAAUCAACUCCUCACCAAAUGAUGUGCAAAACUUAUUCAACUGGUUAAAAAUAUCUUGGAAGACUCAUUGAUCAUUCCAUACCCCUAAGUUAUCUAAUUUUCCCCACUUGUGGAAAGAAUGUUGCAGUUUGAAGUUCCCAUUCAAUAUUCCGUAGGAGCAGGAAUCAAGGCACUGGCACAUGACCACUUUAAGUCUCAACUAUCUCAAAUAUAUUUUCAAGUCAGUAGUUCAGCUGAAAAACUUAAAGUUCCUACGAGGUGGCAAGAUUAGGGCUGGGAUUUUCCGACCCCAUUGUGGUGGGAUCCGCCACAGGAGAUUCGGCAGCGCAGCCAGAAGUCCAUUGACUUUCGACAGGACUGGAUGAUCCUGGUGGUGGGCAGGGCCAGAAAAUCUCACCCUAGGGAUCAUUUUGUUAAGAAAUUGUGCAUGCAGCUGUACAUUCAGUGAGGAGAAGGAUCAUUGUACCUGAAACACCAGACCUAUCUGUAGAAAAUCUUUUUCAAAAAUAGUUCUACUUCAUAUUUUGGUGGAGUUUAUUUUUUAAAAAAACACUGCUGGGUGGCUGAAAUAAUUUGCGAUGUAGUUGGUUUUUCUUCCACAUCUGUCUCCUCCCAUAUCUUAGUGUCAACAUUGUCAGCUGAUGUCAACUAGGCAUCUGUCAAGAUUGCAGCUAGAUCCUGAUAGACACACAAUUACUUGGAGAAAUGUUCUCCAAGAUCAGGUUUGUCCUGGUCUUGCAGGAUUUUUGAUAUUAGGAUGGUAUUUUAAGUUAUUCCAAGUGUUAUCCAGGCCUUUUUAUAUUACUAGGUGUAAGUGUAUUGAAUUAACAUGCCGCACAGUCUUUAAGAAAAAGGUACUAAUUUAAACAGUUUACACUUAAUUUACUUGAAUCUCCUGUUCAUGUAUUGGUAGAUGAAAAUGAACAGUUGGGCAAUAGGACAGCCAGAGGCUAUUUUCCAGCGAUGACCAACCGAACAUUGGCUGCUGGUUGAAGUAAUUUUUUCCCCCAUCUUUACACCUGGGAAAUUUGUUUUAUCCUUUAACUUGGGAUUUUUUGCUCUUUAUUUUGAGAAACUGCUACUCCUUCAGUAAAAAUGUUGAUGAAACUUCCAAUCGUCUUCUAAAUCUUCUCAUGGUGAAUAAGGACAAUUCUAUAUAACCAUAAUUUGAAUAGCCUUAUCAAAAUUUGAAGAUUUUUACCAUUAGACUUCAUUUUAGGAUUACUUUUCCCCAAUUAUGCAAAUGAAGUAUUGCUGAAGAAAAGGGAAAUAUAAAGAUGUAACUUUUGUGCUGGAGGCAGAUAGAUAGUGGCACAGUUCUGUAUCUGGAAAUUAUAGGCUGUUUGGCCAAACAAAUGUUGGUGUUCAUACUUCACUUGAGCAAUGGUCUUAAUCCUGUGUGUUCCACUCUGGUAGUACAUCCCACAGCCUCAACAACAAAAAAGAUUUUUGUACUCUGUCCUAAAUCCCAAAGGAGGUAUAAGACUCCCUGGGAUCUCAAUAAAAUGUAACAGUGGGCUGCUGCUCAGCAUGUGGUAUACUUGCUUUCUUUUCCAUUUACAUGUUUCUUUUAACCAUGUCAGUUGUUUCUGCCAUUGAAACAAAUGGAGGCAGAGUUUUACGAACAUGAUUAGUGGGACUGAAACCCCUCUUUAAUCAGCAGCUUCAACUUAUUGUGCAGUAGAUGUAGCUCUGCUGUAAUAUUAGUAUGAAAAAGUUAUCCUUUGCAAAUGUAGCUUGGAGGCUAUAUGAGUUGGAAUAUAUGUUCCAGUCAAUGUUCAAUGUUAGACAAGCUAUCUGCCUCCACGCUAUCACAUUGGGAAUUUAACUUUCUUGUGGAGCUGUUGGUCAGUGGUGAAUUUCAUAUUACUCUUUGUCAUUAUUGGAUGAGAGGCUUCUAGAAAGUGUAUUUCAGAUCUGCUAAAAAUCAAAAUAACAGUUCUGUGAUGAAAUAUACAACAAACUAUUAACUACAGUUUAAAACCAAUGUCCGAAAAUCAAAUGUUUACCUGUACAGAGGUACAAAUAUUAAUGGAUAAUAAUGGAUACUACUAAAUACUUUGGUAGUUUUGUAACUUCUGUUUUAAAAGUUGAGACUUGUUCAAAAUCAGCCUUAUUUUACUGUGUCGGAAACUAUGUUGGUCCUUGAGCAAUGCAUGAGUUCAAUAUUCAUAAGUUUCUUGAGGAUACUUGCACUUUGUUGGAUGCCCUCUACAGGUUUUCCUGAGGGAUACCUUCACUGAGAUCAGUGUGCUGAGUUUCCUGCAGGCACUCCCUGAAUUUGAGACUUUUGGUUUGAGUGACAUAAAUUGGAUUGGGGAAUGUUGUGGAUUUAAUAUACUAUAUUUGCCUCUCUUUAAAAGGUGCAUCUUACAUAAGCGUUCAGGAAAGCUGCCACCUACUUAAUUUACAUAAGUCCAAAAUUAGUAGUUUUUUAAUUGUGCUGGUUUCAUGAGGGUUUUUAAAAAAGAAAUAUGCAAAAUGAAAUGCAGUGAAAAUGUUACAACAAAUUUUCAGCAGUAUGUACACUUAUUUCCAUAGAAAUGACAGAAAUAAGACAUCUACAUUCAACAGUUGACCAAAUAUAUGUAUGUGUGUGCGUGUGUGUUCAAAGAAGGCUACAGUAGAGGAUUAAAAUAAGCGUGCUUUUUUUCAUUGCAAGUCCUGUACAUAAAGGAGAAGUGGAGACAAUUAUUUCUCAAUAAAGUGCAUUUUAAACGAGCUUCAAAUGUCUACUUAGCCCCAGCUUUGUAUCAUAUGAUGAAUGAGAAUUAGCAUAUCCCACAAUAAAUAACAAAUUAAGUAUUUUAAAAGUUCAUAAGCUCAGUCCCUCAAUCUGGAUUGUAUGAGAAAACCGGUGUCUGCUGUGAAAAGAAUUUUUCUUCUUUAUCUAUCUCUUGUAAUCAAAUGAAAUGAAUGUCUGUAUUAAGAGUAAAGUGCUGGUGCUGGAACCUGGCUUGAGUCCUUAUAUCAUGAUAAUGUUCAGCAGUUUGUACUAGCAAGUAUUGUGUUUUUUAAGUUGCAUUUUGCCUUUAGAUGUUGUGCAGGUGAAUGUCAGUUCUUUUUAAAAAGUACAGGUCACCAUAGAGAUGAGAAUAGCCUUCGACAGAUCCCCCUUCUCUCUCUGGUGGUUAUUAUAGAAUCAUCAAUCAACUGCAACUGAGGCAGUCACAAGCUGUCUCAUUACAACGUUCUAGGACAGUACUGCUGAUACCAGACUUCACAGUGAAAGUUGUGAUCCAGGCCUGUCUCCACGUCAAAACUAGAGUUCAUGGUAGGGAAAAGCCCAAUGGGAUUGCCCAGCAGGUACAUCUAUAAAGCAGAGCUAUGUCAGGACCCCGGUACAUAAAUUUCAUCUGCAGACAUAAAUAUGGAAAGUGAAUUAUUUUGAUUCAACUACUUCCUUUUAUGCAGUGUAAACAAGGUUUCUGUCUCCGGCAUGUCUCCAGAUGUUGACUGCUCUUAUUCCUCAUCUCUAACACAAAUGGGAUUUGUUUGGGACUAUUUUUAUUUUUUUUGGUUGCCAAAUUUAUUUGCACAGACUUCUAUUGGUAACUGUCUUGUCAGAAGAGCUUAAAAAUGUUUUUUCCUUUUCUGGUGGAAUGAACGAAAUUUAUCAACAGAUUUGUCCAAUUCUCACGCUUCUAAAUCAAUCUUUUUGAUUUCCAAUUUGUUGCAAUUCUAUUUCUAUCAUGUUAUGUUACAUUUUAAAAUUUCUUACAUGCAAUUUUUUGAGCGAAUGGAAUAAAAAUCAACAUUAGAUCUUGA